Etheostoma cragini (Arkansas darter) is the source of this 10531-nucleotide messenger RNA. RefSeq names its product collagen, type VII, alpha 1 (gene col7a1). The record is from RefSeq and is a predicted model, not a curated record. Bases 415 to 9645 code for a protein of 3076 amino acids. NCBI's taxonomy places the organism in Eukaryota, Metazoa, Chordata, Actinopteri, Perciformes, Percidae. Gene Ontology annotation, molecular function: protein binding; serine-type endopeptidase inhibitor activity. The transcript is spliced from 119 exons.
GCCACAUGGGUGAAAUUGGUUGUUCCAUGGAGAAGCAGGGAGGGACAAGAGGCAAAGAGAAUGAGGUGGGGAAAACAAGUAGAAAGGGAGAGCUUAGGACUCCCCUUCAGGCAUCCGAACAAGUCUGGACUAUUCUGCUGCAGCUUGUGUUCAGCUGGCAGUCUCGGGAAUCAAAAACGGUGUUACUGUCUCCUACAGAGAUGCUGCGUCAGGAGUUAAGUUAUUAAGCAAACUUAUAAACUGUACAGUGGAUAGUCGUGGAGUGUGCUUUUUGAAGCAGUGACGCGGAACAGCGGUGACUGGGAAUACUACUGCACGGGGAGCUAAGGAAAGCUGGAUAUGCCACAGGUGGAAAGGUGAGGAGCGGCAGGCUGUGGCCCCGGUGCACGCUACAGAGAUCCCCAGGUUGUGAAGAUGCGGAGCCUGUUUUUCACUGUGACUGUCCUGCUGUCCUCCAUGAACCGGGCUGAUGCUCAGGGCAGGUGUGAUAAUGUGCAAGCGGCAGAUAUCGUUUUCCUGGUUGAUGGCUCUUCCAGUAUUGGCCGAGCUAACUUUCUGCAGGUGAAGGGCUUUAUGGCUGGAAUCGUCAAACCAUUUGCCAACUCUGUCAGCAAUUCAGGGAUACGGUUUGGGGCCAUACAGUACAGCGACACCUCCAGAGUUGAAUUUACAUUUACUACCUACGUGGUUGGCACUGAGCUGGUCAACGCUGUAGAAAAUCUGAACUAUAAGGGGGGAAACACACGCACUGGUGCUGGUCUCAAGUUUGUUGCUGACAACUUCUUCAACCCUGCGUCCAGUCGUAAUGUCCCAAAGAUUACUAUCCUGAUAACAGACGGAAAGUCACAAGACAACGUGCAGGAACCAGCACAGAAGCUGCGCAGUCAAGGAGUGCAUGUUUUUGCGGUCGGUAUAAAGAGUGCAGACAGGAAUGAAUUGGCAGAAAUCUCCUCCCAGCCCAGCAGUGAUUUCACCUCCUUUGUCGGGGACUUCAAACUGCUGAACACCCUUCUUCCUCUUGUGAGCCCCCAAGUGUGUUCCAGAGCAGGAGGAGUCUAUGCUAGUGAUGAGGCAUUUUCUGGUCCGUCCAACCUUCAGUUCACAGGCCAGACGUCUGAUACCCUCAGGUUUCGCUGGACUGCAGCAGGGGGGCCUCUGAUUGGUUAUUUAGUCCAGUAUGUUCCACUUUCUGGCCUGGGUCAGCCAAUCACUGCAGAACUGCGUCAGGAGACUGUCUCUGUCACUCAGAGGACCUUUACCGCACAAGAGCUGAGGUCAGGAACCGACUACCUGGUGACUAUUAUUGCCCAAUACCCCAACAGUGUGGGGGAGUCUGUUUCUGCCAAGCAACGAACCAGGUCUUUGCCAGGGGUUACCAGUCUACGCCUGCUCCAGGCUGGCUUCUUCUCUCUCUCUGUGGGCUGGGAUCAGCCUUCGUCUCCUGUGCAGGGCUACAGACUCACCUAUGGACCACGAGGUCAGCCAGCAGAUCAGCUGUCGGAGCAGUCUCUGUCUGCAGACUCUACCUCCGUCACAUUGGAGUCACUUCAGCCUGACACAGAGUACGUCGUCAGCCUCUUUCCCCUUUUCCCUCGAAACUCGGCAUCCCCGUCCAUUCUCAAUGCCCGCACAUUGCGCCUUGAGGCAGUGCAGCAGCUAUCAGUGGAGACGGAGUCGGAGGGCAGUGUCCGUGUGGGGUGGAGAGGCGUCAGUGGUGCACGGGCCUACCGUCUGGUCUGGGGACCAUUUACAGGUCAAAAUGUCGAGACGGUGGAGGUUGCUGGUGACAGAGAGUUCCAUACUUUGUCCAGACUGCAGUUCGACACUGAGUACAUUGUCACCAUCAUCCCGCUGUAUGAUGGCAACACUGAGGGCCCUGUAGCAACGACCAGGUUCAAGAUAGACCGUCAGGAACAGCAGGUGCUCAGAGCAGCUACCACCAGCCCCUCCACUAUUCGCCUCACUUGGAGACUCAUUCCGUCAUCUCAAGGGUACCGCCUAGAAUGGAGAGAGGGGGAAGGAGGCCGCGUCCAGAGCCGGACCUUUCCUAGAACCACUACCAGCUAUGAGCUAACAGGCCUUCAGCCCAACACAGAAUAUAUCAUCACCCUGUACACUCUGUUUGAAGGUCGGGAGGAGGCCACACCUGUCUCCACCACAUCCAGAGAGGAACAGCCAGUGGGGAGAGUGUCCAACCUGAGAGUUGUGGAGUCUCUGGGCAGUACUGCAAGACUCGGCUGGACGGGUGUAGCCGGGACCACACAGUACCGCAUCGUUAUCCUGAACACAGAAGCGGGAUCGGAGGAAAUACGGAUUAUCCCUGGAAACCAGACAACCCUUGACCUCAGAGACCUGGCAGUGGGAGUCUCUUACGGUGUCAGUGUCACAGCGCUGGUGGGAGAAAUUGAAGGAGACCCAGUUACUAUCUACAUCAAACCUGAGCAAGGUGCUGGCAGAGUGACUAACCUCAGAGUGACAAACAAAAACAGUCGGAGACUUCGAAUCGCCUGGACAGGUGCUACUGGGGCAACGGGUUACAGAGUUACUUGGAGACAAGGCAACAGUGCAGAGCAGUUCCGUAUUGUUGGGGCGGAGGUCACAGCCUUCACUAUAGACGGCCUGCAACCAGAUGAGGCGCUGGUUGUUGGUGUUUCAUCUGUGGUUGAUCAACGUGUGGGAGAGGUGGUCACGCUGUCUACUCGGACUAACCCCCAGGGUGGAUCGGUGUCUGGCCUUCGCAUCGUUGAAGUCACAUCUCAGAGAAUACGCAUUGCAUGGUCACAGUCUACUAGGUCAACUGGCUAUAAGGUCACUUGGCUCCGUGAUGAUGGAGUUGAAACAACUCGCAUCUUGCCCGCCAACGUCUCUUCCUUCACCAUUGAUGGACUACAGUCAGGUUCAGCCUACAGCAUAUUAGUUUCUUCCCUUACUGGCUCUCGAGAGGGAAGUCCUUCCACCCUGAGUACCAGAACAGAGUCAGAUCAGUCUGUGGUUGGGUCUGUGACGUCACUGCAAGUCCAGGAGGCACGUGGAGAGGUUGUCCGUGUCACUUGGGUUGGUGUGCAGGGAGCAACGGCUUAUCGUGUGUCUUGGAGAAGAACGGACGGUGGUGAAGAGAGAAGUCAGCUGGUGGGGGGAGAUGUGACAACAGUGGAUUUAGACCGGUUGGACCCCGGAGCCCAGUACGAGGUGCAGGUCAUGGCUUUAGUUCAAAACAGAGAGGGAACCCCUGUGUCUGUCAGAGUUACCACACCUGGUGCCCCGACGCCCUCCGUACCUACGACAACUUUACGAGUGGCGGAGGUUACCCGGAAUUCUAUGCGGCUUGGCUGGACUCCAGUCCCAGGUGCCACAGGAUAUAUUCUACGUUGGAGAGAGAUGGAUGGAACAGAUAUUGGACGAGGCUCAUCGGUCACGCUCCCUGCUGCGUCCAGCUUUUACUUUGUGACUGGGCUGCAAUUGGGCCGUAGGUAUCGCUUUACUGUGCAGCCCACCUUCGAAAGUGGAUUGGGAACUGAGAGCUUUGUAGAGGAACACACCGUCUGUGUGGGUGGGCGUCUAGAUGUGGUGUUUCUGGUGCCGGCAUCUACGGAUCGGAUUAGCUUCGCAAGACCACUGCGCCAACUCCUCACAAGUGCUGUAAGGUCGCUCAAUACUAUCGGAGCCCGCGACUCUCAGGUGGGAGUUGUUGUAUACGGUUACAGACCCAAAAUAUGGUUCCUGCUUAAUCGCCAUGACAGAUCUGACACCCUUCUUCAAGAGAUCCAGUCCACGCCGUUUGAUGAAAGUCCCGGGAAUAACAUUGGUGAGGCGGUGACAUACACCAGGCAGUACCUUCUGACCCCCUCAGCUGGACGGAGACCGAGGGUCCCUGGGGCUGUCGUCAUCAUUGCUGACAAAAAAUCUGCUGACAACCUGACUCUCGCAGCAAGCAGUCUCAAGGCUACAGGUGUGACAGUGUUAGCGGUGGGUAUAGACCAGGCGAAUACCGAGGAGCUGCGCCGGGCAGUGACAGACGGCAGCACCCAAAACCUUCUCUACACUCGUGAUGCAUUACAGUUGGACACCGUAUAUACUGAUCUGGCGGACUUGCUCUGCGGCAUUGCCAGAAUACCAGAGGGUCCAGGUCCAGAUCAGUGUACUGUUUAUUGCUCUGAGAGUGAGAAGGGAGAACGUGGAGAGAAGGGGGAGAGAGGCAGAGAUGGUGUAGAUGGACAAAAGGGAGAUCCUGGUCGUGAUGGUGUGCCUGGGAGGGAAGGCCCCAGAGGACCUGAAGGCCGCCCAGGUCCACCAGGCCAAACUGUCACUAUUGACCCCUCAUUGGGGGUGAAAGGAGAAAAGGGGGAAAGAGGUUUUCCUGGCAUUGAUGGAAAUCCAGGUUUGCCGGGACGACCAGGUUCCCCUGGAAAUGCAGGAGUCCCGGGUUCACAGGGCCUACCUGGUAUCAGAGGAGAUCCAGGUGAACCAGGUGUCACAGGGCUACAAGGGUCAAAAGGCAGUAAGGGUGAAAGGGGUGAACCAGGGUCAACAACAUCAGGAGGGGGUCUUCCAGGGAGGAAAGGAGAGGCAGGCAUCCCGGGAAUACCAGGUACUCCUGGCCGGCCAGGCAGUGAUGGGUUGAAAGGUUCUGUUGGAGAUCCGGGGAUACCUGGUCAGGAUGGUCGCCCAGGUUUACCAGGAACACCAGGAAUCUCCAUCAAGGGAGACAAGGGCAGCUCAGGAGAGAGGGGACUUCCAGGAGUCGGUAGCGGGGUGGCCGUGAAGGGCGAGAAGGGCUCCCCAGGUACUCCAGGGACUCAGGGUUCUAGAGGGCCACCAGGACUACAAGGCAGCAAAGGAGACAAGGGCGAUGGUGGUGAUGGGCCGCCGGGACCCGCAGGCAGGCAAGGAGAGCCUGGGGACAGGGGUCCCCGUGGGCCUCCAGGAGAAAUUGGUGGAAAGGGUGACCGAGGACAGCCAGGUGAGCCUGGAGCACAGGGAGACAGGGGGGAGCGAGGACCAGCUGGUGAAACUGGGGAGAGAGGGGACCCAGGGAAGCCGGGCAUCGCAGGAACACCAGGGUUGAGAGGUUUACCAGGGCCCAGUGGACCAUCAGGAGAAAAGGGAAACGAAGGUGCACGCGGGGAGCCUGGCAGAAGUGCUCUUGGCUUGCCUGGGAAGAAAGGGGACCAGGGGGAUCGAGGCCUAGCUGGUCCUGAGGGGGGCAGGGGAGACAAAGGAGAUAUGGGACAAAAAGGAGAGAAAGGCUCUUCAGGGUCGGGAGGGUCAGCUGUUGGACCUAAAGGAGAGCCAGGAGAGCGAGGACUUGCUGGUGUCAAUGGAAGGCCGGGUGCCAAGGGAGAUGCUGGGGAACCAGGAGAGAGGGGGGAGAAUGGGCGGCCAGGAACCCCAGGGAAGCCUGGUCCUCCUGGGAAAGAGGGGGAGAGAGGAGAGAAGGGUGAUGAAGGCACACCUGGGGAGUCUGGACUCCCAGGGAAGUCCGGAGAAAGAGGACUGAGGGGACUGGCUGGUCAGCCAGGCCGAGCAGGAGAGAAAGGAGACAUAGGAGACCCAGGAGAGUCGGGACGAAAUGGCAGCCCUGGACCCGCGGGACUGAGAGGGGAGAAAGGAGAAAUGGGACCCCAGGGGCCUCCAGGACCACCAGGAAAAGUGGCAGACGUCCAGGGACUCCUGAGAGGAGAGAGAGGAGAGAAGGGUGAUGCUGGCGACCCAGGAGAACACGGUAGCAAAGGUCUAAAAGGCGAAGCGGGGACUCCCGGAGCCCCAGGCCUACGAGGUCCUGAGGGACAACGGGGACCUGCAGGCAUAAGAGGUGACACGGGUGAAAGAGGAGUUCCUGGAGAGAAGGGAGAAAGGGGAACGUCCGGGUUAGAUGGACGUCCUGGUCUGGAUGGUAAACCAGGUGCUGCUGGACCACCGGGUCAAAGGGGGGAUCCUGGGAAACAGGGGGAUCCUGGAAGAGAUGGUUUAGCAGGACUUCGAGGGGAACAGGGCCCCCCGGGGCCUGUCGGGCCUCCAGGCACUGCAGGGACACCUGGUAAAGCAGGUGAAGACGGCAAACCUGGUUCUCCUGGAAAAAUGGGUGAGGAUGGUGUGCCCGGUGAAGAUGGGAGAAAGGGUGAUAAAGGAGAACCAGGAGCAGCUGGAAGAGAUGGCCGGGACGGGCAGAAAGGAGAUGGGGGCCUUGCUGGGCCUGUCGGACCCUCUGGCCCUGCGGGGCCUCCUGGAGUACCCGGCAGCAUUGGUCCCCCUGGACAGGUGGUGUAUUUUAAAGGAGUUGAAGCGGCGCCGAUCCCAGGCCCGCCUGGGCCUCCAGGAACCCCUGGCGUACCAGGGAUCCCUGGAGCUGUGGGAGCCAGAGGGGAAAGAGGUCCGUCUGGCCUCAAAGGUGAUGCUGGAGACCCGGGAGAGGACGGGGCCCCAGGCAAACCUGGGACACCAGUGGAUGUACAGAAGGCUCUGGCCAACUUUGGCAUUCUGGUGUCUGAUCUGAAGGUGGUUGUGGACAGGAAGGACGUACCACUGAUUCCUACAGUGCCAAAGGCAGGGAAAGGUGAAAAAGGAGACGUGGGCGAACAAGGACCGAGAGGACCAUCUGGUGCAGAUGGUGCCCGUGGUUUUCAAGGAGAAAGAGGAGCAAAAGGGGAUCAAGGGGAGCGAGGACCCGUGGGAGCAACUGGUCCUCCAGGUAGAGCCAUUGUAGAGCGAGGGCCAGAAGGACCCCCAGGGCAACCUGGAGAGUCAGGCAAACCAGGAAUACCAGGAGUUCCUGGGCGAGCUGGGGAAUUGGGGGAGGCUGGAAGACCCGGAGAGAAGGGGGAGAGAGGAGAGAAAGGUGACAAAGGAGAAGCUGGUCCAAUGGGCCAAACGGGAGCAGUCGGCCCACAAGGGCAAAAGGGAGCAUCUGCUGACUCGGUACUGAUUGGUCCACCUGGGGUCCGAGGCCCUCCAGGAGUUGUGGGACAAAAGGGAGAGCCUGGUGCUGCAGGAUCACCGGGGCCUCAAGGAGAACGGGGUUUUGCAGGAUCUCGUGGUGAUAAAGGAGACCGAGGACAGUCUGGAGAAAAAGGACGUGACGGCUCACAGGGAACACCAGGAGAACCAGGAAAACCUGGUCAAGAUGGGAAACCGGGCCCAACAGGGCAAGCUGGUCCACCAGGUCAACCAGGAAACCCAGGAGAGACUGGCAUGAGGGGGCCAACUGGCCCAAUGGGUCCCAACGGGCUUCCAGGUCCCUCAGGUGUGAAGGGGAAUCAAGGAGAGCCAGGUGUUGGUGUCCAGGGUCCUCCGGGUGCCCAAGGGAGCACAGGUCUGCCAGGACCAACAGGUACCCCCGGAGCUGUAGGUCCACAAGGCCCUCCAGGACUCUCAGGCCAGGUGGGUGAAGCAGGCAAACCAGGGGUACCUGGCAGAGAUGGUGUGCCUGGCAAAGAUGGAAUACCUGGAUUACCAGGAAAGCAGGGCAUUGCUGGACCUCCAGGCCAGGCAGGCUUAAAGGGGGAGCAGGGAGACAGCGGCCCCCCAGGGAAGGCUUUGGCUGGACCCCCUGGACCUAAAGGAGAAAGUGGUCUUAAUGGUGCCACACUGCCAGGCACGGUUGGAGAGAGAGGCCUACCUGGAGAAAAGGGUAACAGGGGAGACAAAGGUGCUGUUGGCAACAAAGGAGAGCGAGGAGUGGAUGGUGAGCCAGGGGAGCCUGGAGAUGAUGGGGCACAGGGAUCCCCUGGGUCAAAAGGAGAUAAGGGAGAGAAGGGCAUAGGACUGGCAGGCCCUCCUGGUCGGAUUGGGCCUCAAGGUUUAAAGGGAGAUCCAGGCCUUCCUGGUCCAGCUGGUCCCCCGGGGCUUCAGGGAAAGUCGGGUGAUGCUGGGCAACCUGGCCUGAGAGGAGAAACUGGACAACAAGGACCUCCUGGACCACCUGGGGAGAGGGGUCUCCAAGGCUUUGCUGGCCGUGCAGGAAAUGUUGGACCCCCUGGUCCUUCUGGACCGCCUGGACAGGCAGGCUCUCCUGGUACCAAUGGUGUCAAAGGGGACAAGGGGGAGGUUGGUGUCGGGGUCUCCGGCCCCAGAGGAGAGAGAGGAGAUGCAGGGCCAAGAGGAGAGGAGGGCCGCCCUGGCUUGGAUGGGGAGAGAGGGGGAACGGGUACCCCAGGGAUUCGUGGUAUUCGGGGAGAAAAGGGAGACGUGGGGCUGCAAGGUGACAAAGGAGAGAAGGGGGACACUGUGCUGGUGGGAGGACCUGCUGGAGAAAAGGGCAACAAAGGAGAAACAGGUGACAGGGGACCCAAAGGCGUGCAGGGAGAAAAGGGGGUGAAGGGUCAAGAGGGUCCUGUAGGGGAGCAGGGUCUGAGGGGAGAGCCUGGAGAAAGAGGAUCCACUGGGUUCCCGGGUGCCCGUGGCCCUGGUGGACAGAAGGGAGAAGCCGGCCAACCUGGAGUACCUGGUGAAUCGGGUUUACCAGGAAAAGAUGGGCUGCUGGGGCAGAGGGGUGAAAAGGGAGAACUUGGCAUUGUCGGACUGAGAGGAAUCAAGGGUGACCGAGGACCCAAGGGGGCUUGUGGAGGCAAUGGCCCUAAAGGAGAAAAGGGAGAUGCUGGUAUUCAUGGACGAUCAGGCCUACCAGGAAGAAAAGGCGAACAGGGGGAAAUCGGACCAUCUGGGGCCCCAGGGACCCCCGGGAAAGAGGGACUAGUCGGUCCCAAGGGUGACCGUGGUUUUGACGGGCUUGCAGGACCCAAAGGAGCUCAGGGAGAGAAAGGCGAACGGGGCACGCCUGGCGUACCUGGUCCUCCUGGUCCCAGAGGAGCGGAUGGGGUCCAGGGCUUGACUGGCCCUCAGGGACCAGUUGGUGCAAAAGGCCCAGAGGGCCUCCAGGGACAAAAGGGAGAGAGAGGUCCAAUCGGUCCUGCCAUGAUUGGUCCACGUGGUAUUCCGGGGAUCCCGGGGGAACGAGGAGAAGCGGGAGAGUUGGGCCCAGAUGGAGCCAAGGGAGACAGAGGAGAGCCAGGCAUGACGGAGUAUGAGGUCAGAGAGUAUGUCCGCUCAGAGAUGAGUCAGCACUGUGCGUGUGGAGGUUCAGGUCCAAUUAAUCGGUCCCAGCCCCCGGUCAGGGCUCGGCCUUCUCCAGAUCAACAACUGGUCCUGAAGGGGGAGGAGGGCCGUGAGCUGCGCGUGGUGGUGAACACCAACGACCCGGACUACGAGCAUAUCUACUCAAUCGAGGCCUACGACGACCCCUUGGAUGAGCUGCUCUACUUCGCUCCCUCUACCAACCAGAGCGAUGGUGAGGUUGUCAAAGUUGAAACUGACAAAACAGUCAAAGUUGAACCAAACAAAGAAUCCACUGCUGACGUUACGAAAAAAGCAAAAGUUACACUUCUGAAAGCAGUCAAGCCCAGAUCAGUCAGGUCCAAGAGGAGAGUCAAAGGGGAAGCUCCAGCAGACUCAUGCUUGCUGCCCAUGGAGGAGGGCAGCUGUGGACGAUACACUAUGCGCUGGUACUUUAACAAUCAGGUUCAGGCCUGCAGGCCCUUCAUCUACAGCGGCUGUGAAGGAAACGACAACCGCUUCCUCCACCUGGAGGAGUGUGAGGAGCUCUGCCUUGGGGAGGCCGAAGGUCCUCGUCCCUUGAAGACAGUGCUAUGAUUGAGGCCGAAUACUCCUCAGCCACUGGAAUGUUAGCCUUUAUAUAGAUUUUAUAGAUCGUUAUUUUGUCAAAUGUCAAUGGUCAGGAUUUUCUUUUGUUUAUUUAUUGUUUCUGUAAACCCAACCAAACUUUAGCCCCGGUUGAGAGGGGAUACAAGAGUGCCUCAUUACUUUGUUCUCCAAACCUUGCAAAACAAAAUAGUUUUACUAUAGUUCUUUUAGGUUAAAAAUACUUUAGUUUUUGUGCACGAGUACAUUUGCACACUAAAGAAGUGUCCUUGCAUUCACCCUGAUUUUAUCAGUUUAUCUUUACCAUAAUAUUGAGGUACUCUAGUACCUUUAUCCAUUUCAUGUUGCAAACAGAUAAUAAUAUUUAAUUGAAAGGGAGCGGACAAAUUUCCUGACUCACCUUACAGAGUAAUGCAAUCAUUCUUGAAGUUACAAUCUCAAAGACCUCUGUUGUUUUUUGUCUCACUUCCCAAACAUCCAAACAGUGAUACCUAUGUGACGUUUACUCGCAACAAUAGCAGGGACCGGAAAAUAAAACAUGCUUCCCACUUGUUGGCUCCGCCUACUCUCUCUGGCAGAUCAACCACUGCUUGGGAUUUUUCUGGGAAUGUCGCCAGAGACAUUCAUCUCUAUAAAUACUGUAGAUAUCUGCAUAUGAAUGCAGUGUCUCUAGGCGAGACAACAUUUUGGUAUUGGAAGCAAUCAGGUUUCAAAUUCUAAUGCGAGUAGUAUUGACCAAUCUCGUUUGAGCGGGCUUUGGUCAAAUGAAGGUAAACAGUUCAUGCGGAGAGCACAAGAGGUGGAAAGCAUUGGCCCUAAUGCAAUUCAGAACCCGUCAGCUAUCGGCUAGUUUUUUUUCUUCAUCUGAUUUAAAAAA